GGUGAACCGGAACCCUACCAAAAACCCUAGAUCCGGGCCGGAGAUAAUCGUGCACAACACCGCACACAAAGUUAAAUAUGCGCACAGCAGACACAUAUGGGCGCCCCAAUCUGCCCAGCUCCAUCGGUGCCACGUUCUGGCAGAAAACGGCGAAAUGCCAGCGGGCGUCGGAAUCUUACCACAAAAAAUGCUUCUGCAGAAACAUUGUGUCGAAUGAAGCCCACAAAGUCCCUCCGUGGACACGCACCUCUGCAGCACAUCUACAGCCUACCACCAGCAAGCGACCGUCAAAACGCCCAUAGGUUUCCUGUCAACACUGCGACUACAUUCGGGCGUUUAAUGGGUCAGAGCAUGACAGACACCAGCCAUUCGAUAUCUUUGACAACAUACCAGUGUCAUCUUUGUUCCCUGCCCAGAUUCCACGGCAAAGUACUCAGCGUGCCUGGCUCAUGCAGACAGGAUCGGAAACAACUCUUUACUACAGCGCUUCAACCUGCUUUGGCGCAUCUCACUUUCUCCAAGCUGCUCAGCGGCAGCAUGCCUCAUAGCGUUGUCUAGCCCUGCCAUUGCUCGGUCUACUAUUCAGGCUUGUUGGAGAAAUGAGAUGAGACAGAUGGCGGGGUGGAGCUGUGUUCG
Messenger RNA from Tilletiaria anomala UBC 951, 636 nucleotides. RefSeq lists its product as uncharacterized. Lineage: Eukaryota; Fungi; Basidiomycota; Exobasidiomycetes; Georgefischeriales; Tilletiariaceae. Bases 97 to 558 code for a protein of 153 amino acids. The record is from RefSeq and is a predicted model, not a curated record. The transcript has a single exon.